ACACUUCGGCCGGGAGGGAGGCAGCAGCGGCUCCGCGGCGGGUGCGAGAUGCGCUCAGAGAAGGAGGGAGUGGGAGGCUCCGGGGUGGCCGUUGCUGCGCGGGACCCGAGCGGGAGAGAAAAGCUGUCGGCUGGGGAAGUCCAGUUCCGCCGGGAGUCGCCGCGGCGAGAACCAGAGGUGCCACCCGCCUCGUCCUUCGGCUCUGGGGGCGGUACCGGCAAACCUCGCGAGGAGAAGAAGACGGUUCUGAGCAAGGUGGUGAUCCGGCGGCUCCCUCCCAGCCUCACCAAGGAGCAGCUGGAGCAGCAGCUGCACCCGCUGCCCGCGCACGACUACUUUGAGUUCUUCACCGCCGACCUGAGUCUUUAUCCUCAUCUUUAUUCAAGAGCAUACAUUAAUUUUAGAAAUCCUGAUGACAUCCUUCUUUUUAGAGAUCGUUUUGAUGGCUGUAUCUUCAUUGACAGUAAAGGCCUAGAAUAUCCUGCAGUGGUAGAGUUUGCCCCAUUCCAGAAGAUAGCCAAAAAGAAACUAAAGAAAAAAGAUGCCAAAACUGGAAGCAUCGAAGACGAUCCAGAAUAUAAGAAGUUUUUGGAAACUUACUGUGUGGAGGAAGAGAAACCUAAUGCCAAUCCCGAAACUCUUCUGGGAGACAUAGAGGCAAAGACAAGAGAACUUAUUGGUGGUUGUGACAGUGCCCAGGAUGCAGCAGCUGUCUCUAGAAGAACCACACCUCUUUUGGAAUAUAUUAGAAAUAGAAAAUUAGAGAAGCAGAGGAUUCGAGAAGAGAAGCGAGAAGAGCGAAGGAGAAAGGAGCUGGAGAAGAAGCGUUUACGGGAAGAAGAAAAGAGAAAGAAGAGAGAAGAGGAGAAGUGUAAGAGGAAAGAGGCAGACAGACAGAAGAGAGCUGCUGAGAGAGAAGUAAGGAUUAAGCUUCUUAAGAAACCAGAAAAGGGGGAGGAACCAACUGAGAAGCCAAAAGAAAGAGGAGAGGAAAUGGAUCUUGGAGAUGGAAAACGGGAGCCCUGUGCUAGCUGUGCUGUCCUGAAGCCCACGCCCUUGGAGGGCUUGCUAGAGGAGCCCAGGGAAAAGUCGCAGAAUGACAUUGAUAAAGAGAAAAGGGAGAUGGAGAGAAGAUUUCGAGAAAAAGAGCCUGAAACACAAAGAUGCCACAUGGAUGACAGCAGAAAGCACAGAGCUCAUUGUGAGUGUGACAAGUUUUCAAGGAGAAAAGAAGAGCUGAAAUGGGGGAAAGGAGUCCCCUCAGACAGAGGGAAGAAGGGGAGCCAGGACAGUGGCAUCCCUGUGGAGGCAGCAGAGUGGCCUGGGAGCACAGGAGUGAAGGUGGCCCAGCACCCAAAGCGGAGCGCCCAGGAAACAAGGAUCAGCCGGUCUUGCAGCUGUACCAGCCAGGAGCUCGCAUCCGAGCUCGAGAAACUGCCGGGGGGAUCUCUGUGGAGGGCCGUGAUGGAAGCAGGGGUGAGGCUGAAGAUUCAGGACGGUCCGGUUCCCAGCAGAGUGCAGAGGCAGGGUGAGUCAGCGUGCACGUUUGAUGGAAAGCUCCCAUUCAGCAUUUUGUGGGUUAGAGAGGGUGUUCCAGAAAUGUAUCAAUUAGCCUAGAGUAUAACCUGCAAGGUGCAUUUACUCCUUUUAAAGAAAUCAGAAACUAGAAAUAUACGUGUGUCAUAGAAACAUCUAGAAACCAUUCUUAAGAAGCAGCCUGUUAAAAAAUUGAAAAGUUGUCAUAGAUUUUACUGUUUUUAGUAUGAACUAGUAUAUACUGUUUAGCCAAAACAGAACAAGUAACCUCUUUGAAAAGUAGAAACAUAUGAUUAAAACAGGGAAGAAAAUUAGUAUUAUACCAGUGUGGACUCUGAAGCACUUUGAGACAUGUUGUAGGAAUAACCUGUACUUUGAGUCCUACACAUGUGUGAGUAAGUGAUCUUUCGGGAUUCGGAUCACGCGCGUGUAUGAGCUGUAGUUUAAAAGAGGGAAGGGAGCAGCUCUCACACCAUUAUAAGCUGGUGAUCCAGACACCUGUGCUCUCGUGAGCAUUCUGACGUCUCUGUGCUGCAGCUGCUAGGACGGGAGACUUACCACUGUGGGAAGUUCUACAGCUUUAAGUAUUGCCCCUUCAGCAGUUGGCCACUGACUUUUUUCCCAGUCUUUUGAUGGAUGCGCUGCUCAUGGUGUAUAACCACUGUUAUGUAAGGGCUGCAGAGAUAACAUAAGGGCAUCAUUUGGGGACAGGGAUAACAGGUACAGCAUCGGGGGUUUUCCUUUUUGCAUUCUGAGGCGGUUUUAUUUUUCAAGGACUUAAUGGAGCAUUCUGUAAUUAUGCAUUCACAGUAUUUUUUAAUGUUAGUGAAAUUGUUAAACAUUAAUGUAUUUUUGGCACUAUGCUUUGGACCACAUAUUAAAUAAUUUUAGUUGCUGUGGAUUUGAAGUCCAGGUUACGGUACUUUUCCUAUAUCAAAUUUUACAUAAUAAAAUAUUGCUUUUCAAAAUGUAGCUUUAAUUACCUGAGUAUUUUAUUGAUUAUUCCUUACUAAAUAUGAAAUGUUUAUCAAAAAAACUGUGAAUUUGGGGCACCUGGGUGGCUCAUUCAGUUAAGUGUCCUGUCUGCUCAGAUCAUGAUCUUGGGGUCCUGGUAUUGAGCCCCACAUCGGGCUCCCUGGUCAGCGGGGAGGCUCUCUGUCCUCCCACCCUGCCUGUGCUCUCUCUCCCUAUCUCUGUCUCUCUCGGGAGGGGGCAAGAUGGCAGAAGAGUAGGGGACUCUGAUUCAACCAGUCCGCUGAAUUUUAGCUGGAUAUCUACCAGACCAUUCUGAACAGCCACGAAAUCAGCCUGAGAUGUAGGAAUAUAUAUAUCUGGAUCUCCACGAGCACGGUUUCGAGGGUGCAUCUUGCUUGGAUUGUGGUUGAUAUUUAGGACUCUGUACUUGUAUUCCCUCAACCACCCCUCAACAGAAUGACUAGGAGGAGGAACUCCCAACAAAGAAAAGAACCUAUCUCUCUCUCUCUCAAAUAAAUAAAUAAAAUCUUUAAAAAAGAAAAAACAAACCUGAGAAUUACUCAUUUAUCAUUAAAGAUGUUUGACUGUUGGACAUAUAGUCCGCCCAUGGCAUUGCUGUGCUCUUGCUCUUGACUCUGGAACUCCAAGAAUUUGGCAGGGGAGGGGUGAGAAGGACUUGCUGUGAUUUAGCGAGGUCCAUGUGACCCAGCACAGCCAGACCUGAUGGAAAAGGGGUAGGUAGUAACUAUUUUAGACUUUGCAGACUCUCUGGUCUCUGUUACAACUUGUGAACUGUGCCAUUAGGCAAUACAUAAUGAAUGGGCAGGGCUGUGUUCCAAUCAAAUUUUAUUUAUAAAAACAUGCAGCAGGCCAUAUUUGGCCUGUGGACCGUAGUUUGCUGACUCCUACUUAGAUCAGACUGGAUCUCACUGUGUUCUCACUGCUCAUUUGGGCUUUGACUGAGAUGACUGAAGACUCGAACAUAAUACCUGAAACCAUAAAAUUCCUAGAAGGAAACAGAGGAUUCGAUCCUUGUCACCAGUCUUGGUGAUAAUUUUUUGUAUAUGACAUGAAAAGGAAAGGCAAUAAAAGUAAAAAUAAACAAAUGAAACUACAUUGGACUAAAAAGUUUCACACGAAGGGAACCCAUUUGAAAAAUGAAAAGGCAGCGUAUGGAAAGAAAAAAAUAUCUUCACACAGCAUACCUAAUAAGGGGUUAAUAUCCAAAAUAUGUGAGGAACUCAUACAACCCAACAGCAAAAAAACCCAAAUUACCCAAUAAAAAAAGGGGGCAAAAGACCCGAAUAGACAUUUUUCCACAGUGGACAUCACAGAUGGCUAACAGGUACAUGAAAAGGUGCUCAACACCGCUGCUAUCAGAGAAAUACAAAUCAAAACCCCAAGGAGAUACCACCUCACACCUGUCAGAGUGGUUGAAAUCAGAAAGACGAGAGCAAGUCUUGGCAAGGAUGUGAAGGAGGAGAACCCUUGUGCAUCGUGGGUGGGCAUGCCAAGCGGUAGAGCCACUAUGGAAGGCCAGUGUGGCAGUUCCUCAAGAAAUUGAAAGUAGAGCUACCGUAUGACCCAGCAGUGCCGCUGUGGGCAUAGGUCCAAAGGGAGCGGAAUCGUCUGUUCACAUGUUCGUCCCAGCAUUAUUCACAGUGGCCACGGUAUGGAAACAACCUUAGUGUCCACGGUGGAGGGUGUUUAUGCAGCCUCAUGAAAGGAAACCCUGCCAUUUUCAACAACGUGGAUGAACUUGGAGGACAUUGUGCUAAGUGAAGUAAGCCAGACAAAAAAAGACGAAUACUGUAUAUGUACAGUGUGGGAAAAAAAAUCAAACUCCUAGAAACAGAGUAAAAUGGUGGCCGCUAGGACUAGGGUGUGAGGGAAAUAGGGAGAGGUUAGUGAAAGUCACAGGUUAUUCAGUUAAAAGAUUAAGGUCAAGGAUCUUAUGUAUAAGGUAGUGACUGUAGGUGAUAACAUUGUAUCGUAUAAUUGGAAUUUGCUAAGAGAGAAUUUUCUCAGCCCCCAAAAAAGUAAAUGUGUGAGGUGAUGCUGUAACACAGUGUGAAUCCUUUCAUAAUGUAUACAUUUUAUAAGUCAGUAUGUUGUACACUUUCAAUGUUAAAAUUUGUCAGGUAUACCUCAGUAAAGCUAGAAAAUAACUAAGUAGAAGGUAGUUACACCCUUUGAAAGGUUCCUGAGAUCUGCCCCCAGGGCUUUCCAGAAGUCACUUCGAGAUUACUGAUUUAAAAUAAUAAUACAUUGUAUAAUGGGUUACCUUGGUAUAAAACACUUCCAUAUACACUUCCCAGUUUCGACUUAGACUCAUUUGUAAGAUUGGUUGGGCAGGACGUACAUGAUCUCCCUUUUAUAAAACUAGGAAGCAGGUUUAGAGAUGUCUAGCACCUGUUGCUGGCAAAGUCAAGCUGCUUUCAUAUUUGUAAAGUUUUUAUUACUAAUUAGCCAGAAAAAAAGGUUUCUGAGAUUAUCACAUGUCUAAGAAAUGGUAGAAAUGUUAGGAAAGAAUAUUAUUCACAUGGACGUACCCCUUGGGAGUUGCAGUCCACAUCUCAGGGAGGGACUGCAGUGCCCAGUGUGACCGAGGGGUGGCGUGGGGCUGGCCACCUGUUGGAUUGCCUUCUAUAUUUGCUUUGCAAAACUUUCUUUUUUGUUAAAGAUUUUAUUUAUUUAUUUGACAGAGAGAGACAGCGAGAGAGGGAACACAAGCAGGGGGAGUGGGAGAGGGAGAAGCAGGCCUCCCGCAAGCAGGGAGCCGGAUGUGAGGCUCGAUCCCAGGACCCUGGGAUCAUGACCUGAGCCCGAGGCAGACGCUUAACUAACCCUAACUGAGCCACCCAGGCGCCCCCCGACCUUUUUUUUUUUUCCUAUUGUUUCUCAUUUUAGAUCCCAGUCAGGUUUUAUUCAGCUAUCUAAUAAUUUUAAUAAUUAUAUUUAAACGUGAACAUAGCAAAGCAGAACAUUAACUAUCAGUAUUCUAAUGGAUCUCAGUCUUGCUAGUAAAUUAUAAACACCAGCUGACUGAAGUAAUUCCUCAAAUCUGACAUGAAAUAGGCACUUUGAAGAAUCUCAUUUACAUCUUUGGAAACAAGUUUUCACGUGCUUGAUUAUAGUGCUUACCGAGUGAUCGUCUGCCAUUUCAUGAGUCAAAUGACAGUGAGACCCUUGGGAGAAGGUGAGGCAGCUCAUGGGGCAACAGGUUCUCUGACCAGAUCUCCACAAGGACAGAAGGGUGUGUGGCUGUGGCCUGGCGGCCCCUUUGACCACAGUCCUUCUGCAUAUGUAGAGGACCUGGAUAGUGAAGAGCGUGAGCUUCUUCACAUCACACCAUGAGAAAUGAUCUUUUAUGUUUGCCUCUGUCAUGGAAUUCUCAUUUGUAUCUGUCUUCUAAACUCUGAUGAAAAGAGAGAUAAUUAUCUCCACUUUAAGUAGAUUUGUUUUCUAUUCUCUUCUUCCUAUCUUUAAAAUUAAGGACAUGUCAGAGAUUAAAGUGGAGAAUUAAGUAGGUAUUUGAUCUAUUUGAUCUGUGUUAAUAGCAAAAGAGAAAUGAGAGAAAAUCAGUUUAUUUUCAGAACAGUAUUCAGAGUCAAGAGGAUUUUUUUAAGCAAAUUAGCCUACUUAAAUCCACCAGUUAAUUGCUUCAACCCAGUCCCAGCUAUAGCAAGGUCUAAUGAUAGUAAUUGUCAUAUGAAAAUUCAGUUUUAAAUCUUUAUUUUUAAAAUUUUGUCACUUCAGUGAAGUUUAGAAAAAUGCUGUCUUCUCUGUGUGAGCUUCUGUUGGGGCUGCAUUUUGGUGGAAAGCUAAUAGCUUCUUGUAAGUGCUCCUCCUCAUCUUUGUAUCAAAAGCAUGUUUAUCGUGUAAUGUUUUAAAUUUCUCCCAAAAUUCUUCAUUGUUACACAUCUAAAGGAAAAGAUAAUUACAUUAAUAACUUUGUAUCACAAAGCAAUAAAAGAUGUCUGU
Mirounga angustirostris (Northern elephant seal) is the source of this 6495-nucleotide messenger RNA. It is a transcript of the gene UPF3A, whose product is annotated as UPF3A regulator of nonsense mediated mRNA decay. Gene Ontology annotation, biological process: nuclear-transcribed mRNA catabolic process, nonsense-mediated decay; positive regulation of translation. The transcript is spliced from 11 exons. The coding region runs from base 49 to 1617 and encodes 522 amino acids. The record is from RefSeq and is a predicted model, not a curated record. Gene Ontology annotation, molecular function: telomeric repeat DNA binding. Lineage: Eukaryota; Metazoa; Chordata; Mammalia; Carnivora; Phocidae. Gene Ontology annotation, cellular component: cytoplasm; nucleolus.